AUGUCUGCUUCCGCCCUCUUCCGCCGCGCCGCCGUCGCCCCGCGCAUGGCCUCCGCCGCCCGCGCAUUCAGCACCACCCCGUCCAACAACGUCGCCCGCAUCACCAUCGUCGGCAACCUCGCCGACGCCCCCGAGGUCGUCCCAACCAGCACCGGCCGCGAGAUUAUCAGAUACGCCGUCGCCAGCAACAGCGGGCCCAAGGAUAACCGCCAGACCAGCUGGUUCCGUGUCACGAGCUUUGAGGCUGAGGGUCCCCGUCGGGAUUUCCUUCAGAGCUUGCCCAAGGGCACUCUGGUCUACGUCGAGGGCGAAGCUGCCAUGCGCGCCUACCAAGAUGCCGAGGGCAAGAACCGCAGCUCCCUGAGCAUUAUCCAGCGCUCUAUCGAGGUCCUCAAGCGUCCUUACACCGGCAACAACGGCGGCGAGGCCAGCGAGUAA
Molecule: messenger RNA, 438 nt
Organism: Colletotrichum abscissum
Lineage: Eukaryota; Fungi; Ascomycota; Sordariomycetes; Glomerellales; Glomerellaceae
Product: single-strand binding protein family
Exons: 3
Coding region: 1-438 (145 amino acids)
Biological process (GO): mitochondrial DNA replication; positive regulation of helicase activity
Cellular component (GO): mitochondrial nucleoid
Molecular function (GO): single-stranded DNA binding
Source: RefSeq, a predicted model, not a curated record